Perca fluviatilis (European perch) is the source of this 783-nucleotide messenger RNA. RefSeq names its product nuclear pore complex protein Nup160-like. The record is from RefSeq and is a predicted model, not a curated record. Lineage: Eukaryota; Metazoa; Chordata; Actinopteri; Perciformes; Percidae. Gene Ontology annotation, cellular component: nuclear pore. Bases 1 to 609 code for a protein of 202 amino acids. Gene Ontology annotation, molecular function: structural constituent of nuclear pore. The transcript has 6 exons.
AUGUCUGAGUCUCUGCCACCGCACGGCACGCAAGGCAGCGUGUCGGUGGUGGAGCUGAAGAGGAGCUCCAUGAUGCGGAGGUUUUCCGGCUGGAUGCCGACAGCGAUCCGUGGAGACCAGAGUCCGUCUGACCGAGCGCUGAGUCUGGCUGUCAGAGAGCUGGAGGAAGACUGCUUCAUCUUCGCUCUGUGUCAGGACCACAAGCUGCGCAUGUGGUCCUUCACGGAGCAGGCGUGUGUGCUGGAGGCCGAUAUGUUGGACUACAUGCCGGCCUGUAAAGGCGUGAAGCGUAACCCUGGUAACGGCCACCGGCUGCGCCUGGCGUUCUCCCCGAACACGGGUCUGUGUCUCUGCGUCUACCUCGCCGUCCCUCAGAGGGGACAGUUCACAGUGCUGCAACUGGUCGCCGCCGGCAACCAGCGCUACAGCCUCGAACACAUCUCCUCCCUCUUCACCACACAGGAGACUCUGGUGGAUUUCUCUCUGACCCCGACAGACAUCUGGGGUGUCUGGGUGGACGAAUCCAACGCCGCCGUCGUCAAAUACAUCAACUUUGAGGAUAACUCGGCAGGUCAGUGGAACCAGGUGUUUGUUCAGCCUCCGCGCUGAAGAAGUUCACAUCCGGGCAGACCAGGACCCCAGAGAAACGUACCUGGAGGUUCUCUUCUCUCCGCUCCGCUUCACAGCUUCAGCCAUCGUUAAAGCUCUACAGGUGAGAAACUAACGCUGUAGUUAGAGCUCUACAGGUGAGAAACUAGCGGUGUAGUUAGAGCUCUACAGGUG